CGUGAAAAUAUAAAUUACUUUUUUAUUGUACGUGAAUGGAAAAGUAAUACAGCCGUAUUUUUUUGCGAAAAAUACAGUUUUGCACAGUUAAGAAAAAUAUCUGUAUUUUCCUUCUUCAUAAAAAGGCGUCAAGAUAUAAAUAACUUUGUAGUUAUCACACAAAAGAAAAAGGAGACUUUUUUAUUUAAAAAAUCUCUUAAAAAUUAAUUUAGCUUUUUACACUGUAUCUCCGAGAUAUGUAUACUUUCAUUGAUUUUUUUCGCUUCUUGAUGUACAUAAGUUGAAAAAAUUUCAAAUUUCCAGUGGUAUCUCUAUUUUCCAAAACUCAAAUCUUCUGUUUUAAAGAGUUAUUUACAGUCAUUUGUAAUCUGUAAUCUAUUUCUUUUAUAGGUUUUACAUACGUACCAUCGCUCUUAAUGAUUAGCGCAUUAGCAUAGCUCUAGCGAGCAUUUAGCGUCGCAAUAGCAUGAAAUAACAAAGUUAAGUAGUUUAAGGAAAAGCGGUACACAAUAAAUUAUAAGCGUAUCUACAAACCGGCAUCAUUGUACGGUAUUAAUAAAUAUGAAAUAUUUCGCUUAUUACGCAAGAAAGAACAUUAGUCAUAUUUUUCAUAGAUGUAAAACCGUGAAUAUAGGAAAGUAAUUUAGGUAGCUGAUUUAGUCUUUAAUUGAAUCUAUCUUCAAGAAGAAAAGUAUAGUUAUGAGUGAAAGGUGCAUUUCUAGGUUGUUAACAUACGUUGUUAAAUAUCCAGAAUAUUUAUUCAAAAACUGAUAUGUAAAUUGUGUUUGAUACGCGCAAAAUUGUCAUAUAAUUUUCAAAUAUAUUUUUAUAUUUUUUCUAUUUUUCUCUCUUCCUUUUUUAAAUUAAUUUUAUUAUGACAGAGAAUCAAUUGUACACGUUUAGAGAGAAUGAACAGUCAUCAUCGAUAAAUCCAUGUGAGUGUGCGAACCAAUACACAGUAUUCGAUCUAGAGAAAUACGGUCCCUAUCUCGACAAGAUUCGAGCACUCUUUGUGUCUAGUCUGGAACAUAGAGUUCAGUCCUUGUUGGAGGAAUUCGUGUAUAGCACAAAUUCCCGAUGGGCCAAGCAGUUUCCAUGUUUCAAAAAAUUUGUCAAUGUGAUAAUUAUGUGGAAGGAUCCUCUGAAUAGAGUCGCCGAAUACGAUAUAAAUAUGAUAGAAGAAAUUAUGAGAAAUAUCGUCAAACGCAUGAUAAAGGACGAUCUGAUCAACUGCUUUCUUGAUUCUGUCAUUUUGCAUCAAAGAUUAAGUAAAGUUUGUCAUGAGCUAGACGCAUUAGGCAUCAAUGAUAAUAUUUUAAGAAAUUUGAACGUAUGGGAGUUUGUCAACGAGCAAGGCUAUUUGGAUCACAAUUGUUUCACAAAUUUCAAUACUGCAAUGGAAUGUAACACAGUGUCCUGCAAUAGAAAAAAAUCAAUCCGGUGUAAAAAAGCUAUCAAGCCGCUAGCAAAAAACGUUUAUGACAAAAAUACCGAGCGCAUACGACCAACGACGUCAAAAUACCGAGAACAUCAGGUUCUUGAUCUAAACCGAAAUUUUCUUCAACAAGAAGAAGAUAAUUCGAAUCAUUAUUCUAUGUGCGUAACAAAUGGAUCGCAAAAUGAUAGUACUAACAAAAUAAACAAAUCUUUUAAUGAGAAAUCUUGCAACACCGAAUCGAAGAAGAUACGGAAUGAUUUGAAAUUAAAGAUAAUUGUUCAUAAAGUGUAUCUAAGAGAUUAUAAAUAUUCAACAUUUUCGAGCUUUAAUGUUACUCGUUUACCUUUGCCUUGCAAGCCGAGCAAUUUAAUUAGGCAAAUUUUCGAAGCUGAUCCAUUUUUAACCGAAUCUUGCUUGAUAGUGAUGAAGCGAAAGUUUGAAGAUAGCAUGUACAAUGUUUGCUCGUGUCUCAAUAGCGUUCUUGAAAAAUUAGAUAACAAGCUGACAAAAGCAUUAUGUCUCAAUUGCGAAAUAUAUCCUGGAUAUAUCAGUUUCAAGUUAAAAGUCAACAAUAUUAAAAAAUACUUUUUCGUCGCGAGAGUAUCGAUUUGUCAAAAUGUCCAUAAAUGUACGAUUCAACAAGAUCUCUCUAUUUUGUCCUCUAAUUCAAAAUCAAGUAAUAAAAUCAACGAAUCAAAAUGUUUUAAAAACAAUGAUACAAAUUUUAACGAUGCAUUUGGACAUGCCGAUGAAGAAAUUAAAAAACUCGACACACACUAUUCACAAUCAGAUCGAAGCUCCAUAAAAGACAUGGCGAUAGAUACGUCGCAAAACGAAGCAGGAAAUAUUAAUGAGAAAAGGAUUACAUGUAUGGUUAAUGAGAAUGUUUCGAGAUAUUUUCAAAACCUUGCGAUCUUUUCUCAUAAUAACUCUUGCAAAGAUACUGUCGAAGAAAUAUCUAAUAUGACAUCAUACGUUGAUAAUUCUGAAGAAAGAAAUAAAGAAUACUGUAAAGUUUCGAAUUCGAUAGGAAUUAAUUGUGACGAAUGUGAUGAUAUGGAAAAGGAUAAAAAAAAGAUUUUUGAGUCGAGUAAUUCAAUUAUAAAAAGUGACACGUUUACGGAGUUAGUAAAUAAUGCAAAUUGCACAUGUUUAUCGUAUGAAAAUAUUAUCGAUAUAAACAAUGGAAUUAAAGAUAUUUUUGGUAAUAAAGAGUUAGACAAUUUUUCGCAGACCACAAGCAUUAACGAAUACGAUUGGACUCGUUCGUCGUCGGAUAAAAAAUCGAAUCUAGAAAAUGAACUUUGUAAUAGAUGCAGUAUUACAUCAUUCGCACAAAAUUCUGAAUAUGAUAAACAAUUGGUAGAAUUAAAUUGUAAUCGUUUCUCAAACAAUAAUAUCAAUAUAAUUGAUAAAAACUUCGAUAUGCAGGAAAAUAAUAGUUUAUUAAGUUCGACGAAAGUAGAAAUUGGAUGUAAAUGUAUAAACUCAUAUUGUUCCUGUCGAUGUGAGGAUUUUGUAGACAUCGCAGUCAUUGAUAACAGUUCUAAAGAAAAUAUUGUUUGUGCUUGUGAAACAUCUCAAAAUAAUUUUGAUACAGUAAAAUCUCAAAAUACGGACUGUUCCAAGACAGUGCAGAUUUUACCAUCUAGAAGCAACAAUUUGCUAACGAUUUCGGUUCAUAUGCCUAGAUCAAAGGUAUUAUCGAAAGAAAUCAAUGUAGACACAUGUCAUUCUCAAACAAUUUGGUUGACAUCUGAUAAUGAUAAAAAUAUAUCUACUCUCAUGGAAAGAAGUGAUGGAUGCAAUAAAAUAGCAAAUCUUUCUACUCAUACUUUAAUUUCUAAGACAAAAAAUAAAAAUAUUCCUUACGAAAAUAAAGAAAUUUUAGAUGUAAAAGAUGAGACACAUGAUUUUAUUACAUCACCGGAAAGAUUUUUCGCAUCGAAAGAGAGAUUCCGAUUCAACGGAGACUCAAGAAAUUCCGGUAUCUCGACAGGAGAAUAUCUACGCGCGGAAAAUCACUCGACGUGUGCGACAUCCAAUGUAUCCCUAUACUGUCAUUCGUUUGCAGCGACAAGUGAAUUCACGAUGAGCGGCAGGCAAGAUGGAUUUCAAAAGUCAAAACUUCGCGAAUGCAAAUGCACGAAAUCACGGAACGGUAUCCGUAACGUAACUUCGACAAUGAUCAAACACAGAACAGCAUCUCGCAGAUAUCCAAAUGAUUAUUCUGCGGAAAUACGACCACAAACGAUACUCGCGAUGACAAAGUUUCGAAAUUCCGUCGACAAGUCUAUCGACAGAAUAAAGGAUCUGAUUCGCGAAAAGUUGGGAAGGAUAUUGUUUAACAAUAAAAUAAACAAUAAUAAUAAAAUGAUUAAAAAUUUUUGGAAAAAUAAAGAAUUUUCUAAAGAUACUAGAAGGAAAAAGACAAACGACAAAUAUACAAGACAGGUAUAUUUCUUCUUAAAAGAUUACAGCAUAACUUCAUGCUCAACUUGUGAUUGCCGUAGACAAGGCUAUACCACAUCUUCUCGCGAAUCUUCGAACAUAAUUCUAUCAAUUAGUACAAUACAGAAGAGAAGACGUAAAAGAAAUAUUAAUAAUUGUAACUACAAAUUGACCGAUAGUAACAAGGCUUUGUUAAGCUUCCGCUCGAUCAAAACUUCUCCGUCUUAUGAUUCGCUAACUAGUAUAACCAAAGAUAUUAAAAAGCAAAAAUUGAAUAGAAACAAUCGAUCGCAAUAUGAUAGAAAGGAAAAAAUUGAUAACAUUAUAAACUGUAACAGAAACUCCCACCGAUACAAAUUGAAAAAGUCGAGGACAAGUGUAACGAUUUCUUCGCAAUCGACCAAAGUAUCUCUCACAGAGAAUGAAUCGAAUUAUUCUGGACAUUACACGUGUAAACAGCAAAACAAGACAUGUGAAAAUAAGCGCAUCUGUAAGCAAGUGCAUAAUCAAGAUCAGCGUAAAAAUGAGCAAGUGCAGCAGGAAUGUGAACAAUACGGGAAUAAAAACAAAUAUCGAGAUGUAUCGAUUAAAUAUUCUAAUGUCAAUAGCAAUGAAUCUUUAAAAACUUCAUUAUCAUACACUUGGAGGGGAAACGCUAGAAAUGUAUAUAAACAAUUUUAUGAUAUUUCGGAACUAAAAAAUGUAAAGAGAUUUGUAGGUUCAAGAAAGAAUGGACAAAUAUUUGAGAAAGAUAUGUCCAAUCAUUCCGAUGAUAAUCUACGCAAAAGACAUGUCUUUGCCAUUUUAACCGAUGUCUACAAUGAUUACAUGGACGAUUUUGAUCUAAACUUUAAAUUAAAACUGUUGCGAUAUGUAGAACUAUGUAAGAGCAUCAAGCAUUUGUUGAUGAGGACAUUACAACCGAAUGACAUUUAUGAAGUUAGCAUGGCAUCAGUAUCUGAUAGCGAUUUGUGAAAGAGUUUGUUUUAUUAUGAUAUUGUCUCGCAUUGAUAUUGUCGCGAAAUGUUAUAAAAUAAUAUGUCACAUAAUUUUCAAUGUUAAUAGUACCGUUGAAAGCAUCUUUCAACAACUUACGUUAAAAUGAUCGAGAUUCUCUUCAUUUGAUAUCUUCUUUUAUCAUGGAAAUUUAGUUUUAUAUAAAUCUCGGAAAAGAUAAUAGUUGAAAUAUUGAGUGUAUACUAAAUGCACUAAGGUAAACGCUAAACUAAAAAUAUUGUGUGUGUGUGUAACAAUUACAAAAUAUGAAUCUAUCUAAUACUGACUUUAUGACAAAACUAUUUUAUAUGACUUGUAUCUUAAAUGUGACAAUGAAUGGCGAUGAAAUACAUUGCUCAAGAUCUUAAAUAAAAAUUUUGCAUUAUUGAUUA
This is a messenger RNA of Wasmannia auropunctata (little fire ant), 5277 nucleotides long. RefSeq lists its product as uncharacterized. The record is from RefSeq and is a predicted model, not a curated record. Lineage: Eukaryota; Metazoa; Arthropoda; Insecta; Hymenoptera; Formicidae. The coding region runs from base 875 to 4864 and encodes 1329 amino acids. The transcript has 4 exons.